This is a messenger RNA of Poecilia reticulata (guppy), 1378 nucleotides long. NCBI's taxonomy places the organism in Eukaryota, Metazoa, Chordata, Actinopteri, Cyprinodontiformes, Poeciliidae. The record is from RefSeq and is a predicted model, not a curated record.
UGCCCCUAAUCCUUUUCCAUAGGUUAUAUUUACAGAUAAUAGACACUUUAUUAUCAUUGUCUCCGAAAGUGGGAAUAUUAGAGUGAAACCACAAUAAAUUCUGAUUUGUGCAACGAUUUCUUGUUUUUAUUCCGUUAAAGUAAAGCUUUAAAAGUCCCAGCCAAUAUUUAUGCUGCGUUAACGUAAAGGUCGGAGCUGCAGGAUUCCSAUGUUUUUAGGGGGCGUGAACGCACCGCUUCCCAUUGACCGGGCAUCCCUUUCCGGUAUAUGAGGUCAACUUUUCCCUCGAUCCGCCAUUUCAGUCCCGGAGACUGCAGUCGCUCGGURGGUUCUGUGUUUUGAUAAGCAGAAACCGGCGGUUCUGUUUGGUUCCGAAGAACUUUAACCGCAGGAAGUCGAGGCUUUGCUGCGUUUGUUUGCCAGCGCCAGCGUCGGGAAACAGAAGUUGUAUGAGUUACGGGGAAAACGGGGUUCUGUCCUGAAAGCUCGGACCGGACUCCGCUGCCAUGGCCGGUCAUUUUGACGCCGAGGACCGGGAUAGCUGGUACUGGGGCCGCCUGAGCCGCCAGGAAGCGGUGUCCCUGCUGCAGGGACAGAAGCACGGAGUCUUCCUGGUCCGGGACUCGUCCUCCAUCCCCGGAGACUACGUCCUCUCCGUGUCCGAGAACUCCAAAGUUUCCCACUACAUUAUCAACGACAUAAGCAACAGGAUGAGACCUGGAUCCGGUAAGGCUCGGUUCUUACUCAUCCAGGUGUUCAUUUACGGCACAAAUUUAGUUUUAAGAGUUGCUAAUAAAUYGUUUGUCUUGCAUCAAAUGCAGUUGAAACUUGACYGAAUUAUGCGCUGUGUGAACCUGUCGGGUCGGUUUGGUAGAGUCGUACCCGGAAGCUGUUUGUGGUUCCGGUCCGACAGGCUGGUCUGGUUCUGUCUCCUCCAGGUGGGGGACACGGUGAAGGUGACGAAGAUCAACGUGAACGGCCAGUGGGAGGGCGAGUGCAACGGGAAGCACGGCCACUUCCCCUUCACCCAUGUCCGGCUGCUGGACGACAGCGAGAGCUGAGCAGAACCGGGCUGACCGGGCCGGGAGGAAGCUCGCCCACCGUCCGAUCUGGAUCGGGACCGGCCGGCGGGAGGCAAGUGGGCCGGCCUUCCUGUUGUCUUUGUGAUGGACAGGUUUGAGCCUGGGGUCGGACCGGGGUCGCCUGUUUUCCCCCUUCAUCUCAGUUUCAGCUGCUGAGUGGAAAACCAGCCACAGGAUGAAUCGCGUCUUGUUUUAUUUGAAUUAAUGGUGGGUUGUUUACGACUUUAAUAUUUAUUACCAUGGUGCAGAUAAUUCUGGAGCGUCGGAUCAGUAAAGGCGAUGUUUGUAAUUAUUAA